Messenger RNA from Calypte anna (Anna's hummingbird), 1536 nucleotides. RefSeq names its product CUGBP Elav-like family member 4 (gene CELF4). Lineage: Eukaryota; Metazoa; Chordata; Aves; Apodiformes; Trochilidae. Gene Ontology annotation, biological process: regulation of alternative mRNA splicing, via spliceosome; mRNA splice site recognition. The record is from RefSeq and is a predicted model, not a curated record. The transcript has 13 exons. Gene Ontology annotation, cellular component: ribonucleoprotein complex; cytoplasm; nucleus. Gene Ontology annotation, molecular function: mRNA binding. Bases 1 to 1536 code for a protein of 511 amino acids.
AUGUAUAUAAAGAUGGCCACGUUAGCAAACGGACAACCAGACAAUACCAGCCUGAGUAGCAAUCACAGCAACCCCAGCACCAACGGGCAUAUGAACGGAUUAAACCAUAGUCCCGGAAACCCAUCCACCAUCCCAAUGAAGGACCACGAUGCCAUUAAGCUCUUUAUUGGGCAGAUCCCCCGUAACCUGGACGAGAAAGACCUCAAACCGCUCUUCGAGGAGUUCGGGAAGAUCUAUGAACUGACGGUGCUGAAGGACAGGUUCACUGGCAUGCACAAAGGUUGUGCCUUCCUAACAUACUGCGAAAGGGAGUCUGCUCUAAAGGCCCAGAGUGCACUGCAUGAACAGAAGACACUGCCAGGGAUGAACAGGCCUAUCCAGGUGAAACCAGCGGACAGCGAAAGCCGAGGAGAAGACAGAAAACUCUUUGUGGGCAUGCUCAAUAAGCAGCAGUCAGAGGAUGACGUGCGCAGGCUAUUCGAGGCAUUUGGCAACAUUGAGGAGUGCACGAUCCUUCGGGGACCGGAUGGAAACAGCAAAGGGUGUGCAUUUGUGAAAUACUCUUCACAUGCAGAGGCCCAAGCAGCCAUCAAUGCCUUGCAUGGCAGCCAGACAAUGCCGGGGGCCUCUUCAAGCCUGGUGGUGAAGUUUGCAGAUACGGACAAAGAACGUACAAUGAGACGCAUGCAGCAGAUGGCAGGACAAAUGGGAAUGUUCAACCCCAUGGCCAUCCAGUUCGGAGCUUAUGGCGCCUAUGCACAGGCACUGAUGCAGCAGCAGGCCGCCAUCAUGGCGUCGGUGGCACAGGGCGGGUACCUGAACCCCAUGGCAGCCUUUGCCGCCGCCCAGAUGCAGCAGAUGGCGGCUCUGAACAUGAACGGCCUGGCGGCCGCCCCCAUGACACCAACCUCAGGUGGAAGCACGCCUCCUGGCAUAACUGCACCAGCUGUGCCUAGCAUCCCAUCUCCCAUUGGGGUGAAUGGUUUCACUGGCCUCCCGCCGCAGGCUAAUGGGCAACCCGCCGCAGAAGCCGUGUUUGCUAAUGGCAUCCACCCUUACCCAGCACAGAGCCCCACUGCAGCAGACCCCUUGCAGCAAGCCUACGCUGGAGUGCAGCAGUACGCAGCUGCUUAUCCUGCUGCUUAUGGCCAGAUUAGCCAAGCGUUCCCACAGCCACCUCCUAUGAUCCCACAGCAACAGAGAGAAGGUGACCUGAAACAGGAAAAAAAUAUCCAAAACCAAACAACACAACAACACAGGAAAGGACCAGAGGGCUGUAACCUGUUUAUCUACCAUCUGCCCCAGGAGUUUGGGGAUGCUGAGCUGAUGCAGAUGUUCCUGCCUUUCGGUAAUGUCAUCUCCUCGAAAGUGUUUGUGGAUCGGGCGACAAACCAAAGUAAAUGCUUUGGUUUUGUGAGUUUUGACAAUCCUGCCAGUGCCCAAGCUGCUAUCCAGGCUAUGAACGGCUUCCAGAUUGGCAUGAAAAGGCUGAAGGUGCAGCUGAAGAGGCCAAAGGAUGCUAAUCGUCCCUACUGA